Phalaenopsis equestris is the source of this 1107-nucleotide messenger RNA. Its product is annotated as putative pectate lyase 2. The record is from RefSeq and is a predicted model, not a curated record. Gene Ontology annotation, molecular function: pectate lyase activity. The transcript has 4 exons. The annotation marks the transcript as partial. NCBI's taxonomy places the organism in Eukaryota, Viridiplantae, Streptophyta, Magnoliopsida, Asparagales, Orchidaceae.
CUCCUCCUCCUCCCCACCCUCUCCUCCUCCUUCCCCUACUACUCACCCAAACCCCCCUUAAACCCCAUCGACUCCUGCUGGCGCUCCGACCCCUUCUGGUCCUCCCACCGCCAAAACCUCGCCAACUGCGCUCGUGGCUUUGGCGCAACCGCCAUCGGUGGCAAAUACGGCCCCAUCUACACUGUCACCGACCCCUCCGAUGACCCCAUCAACCCCUCCCCCGGCACACUCCGCUAUGCCGCAAUCCAAACACAACCCCUUUGGAUCAUUUUCUCAAGAGACAUGUCCAUCAAACUCAAGAAUGAACUUAUCAUGAACAGCUAUAAGACCAUUGAUGGGCGAGGCGUUAAGGUGGACAUAGGGAAUGGUGGGCCGUGCAUUACCAUACAAGAAGUGAGCCAUGUCAUUGUGCAUGGGAUUGUGAUACAUGGAUGCAAGAAAGGCAAGGCUGGCAUUGUGCGUAGCUCGCCGUCGCAUGCGGGGCAUCGUCUGGGUUCUGAUGGAGAUGGUAUAUCGGUUUGGGAUUCGACGGAUGUCUGGAUUGAUCAUUGUAGCUUGUCUGCGUGCUUCGAUGGGUUGGUGGAUGUUACGCAUGGUUCUACCAGGGUCACCAUUUCCAAUAAUUUGUUUGCUGAUCACGAUAAAGUAAUGUUGUUUGGGCACGUGGACGGGUUUGCGGCUGACAAGGCGAUGAAGGUGACGGUGGCUUUUAAUCGAUUUAGCUCAGAUUUGGUCCAGAGAAUGCCACGGGUGAGGACAGGCUAUGCUCACGUGGCGAAUAACAGGUACGAUGGAUGGGAGAUGUACGCCAUUGGAGGGAGCUCAAAUCCUACUAUUCUUAGUGAAGGAAACUACUACGUGGCUCCAAACUCCAAAGAUAAGAAGGAAGUCACAAAAAGAGAGGCAAAAAAUUGGAAGAAUUGGAAAUGGAGAUCCACAAAGGACCUUUUUCUCAACGGUGCAUACUUUGUUCCUUCGGGAUGGGGAAGUUGCUCCCCAGCUUAUUCUUCCCUACAGCAGUUCUACGUCGCAACAGGAUCUAUGGUUCCACUGCUAACUGCAAAUGCCGGAGUUCUUGCUUGUUCGGUCGCAAAGCCAUGCCUUUAA